Apus apus (common swift) is the source of this 6375-nucleotide messenger RNA. RefSeq names its product protection of telomeres 1 (gene POT1). The coding region runs from base 2 to 2407 and encodes 801 amino acids. Gene Ontology annotation, biological process: regulation of telomere maintenance via telomerase; telomere capping. Lineage: Eukaryota; Metazoa; Chordata; Aves; Apodiformes; Apodidae. Gene Ontology annotation, cellular component: chromosome, telomeric region; nuclear telomere cap complex. The record is from RefSeq and is a predicted model, not a curated record. Gene Ontology annotation, molecular function: G-rich strand telomeric DNA binding; telomerase inhibitor activity. The transcript has 20 exons.
CAUGGGGGCGGUGCGCGGUGCGGGCGGAAGUGGGGUCGGUGGCGGCUGCGGCAGGACAGAUAAAGCAGCUAUGCCUGUUCGAGUGCUGAAGAUCAUUGAAGGAAAAUUUGAGACUCCACUGCCAAGCCAUUUGCAGAAGGAGGGUUUGAAACAUUUGCAAGAAGGUUUUGAUCCUACCAACAAAUACAUUCAGGGAUUAGUUAUUCUUUCUUAUCCAUUAACAAAACUUGGAGAUGGGACAGACUUCUUCAAGGUUGUUCUUCAAGAUCUGGAUGACUUUUGUUCACGGAUCAACAGCAUCAAUAUCUUAAUAUAUGGAAAAAUGGCAGAGGAUUGUGCGAAAGUUAUGCGCAAUGGGGACACCUUAGUAGUUGCAGGAUUUAAGUUGGCAAAAUCACCUACAGCAAGAGAGGAUGGUAGACAUAAUUGCCAACUGGAGAUGUCAGAAGAAGCUGGAUCAGUCAUUUAUAUUUAUACUAAACCAAAAACAACUUCUGCUUCAGAAACUGCAUCUAUGUCUGUUGCACCAAAAUAUGUGUAUACUCCUCUGGAUCAUCUCAAAGAUGGAACUAUAGUGAAUUUGUAUGGCAUUGUGAAGUUCUUCAAGCCUCCAUAUGUAAGCAAAGGAACUGAUUAUUGCUCAGUUGUAACACUUGUGGACCCAUCAAAUGCCAAGUUAACAUGCACUCUUUUUAAUGGAAAUCUAAAUUCCCUACCAAAAAUUUACAAAGUUGGAGAUAUUGUUCGAUUUCAUAGAAUAAAGAUCAGGGAAUACAAUGGUCAGAUGCAGGGAGUUACCAGUGCAGGAUUUGCAUCCUUGACAUUUGAUGGAACUGUAGGAGCACCAGUAGUUCCUCGAACCUCUAGCAAAGUCUUCACUUUCAUGGAUGAAGAACAAAAAAUAAUAGAAGAAUUACGUGUUUGGGCAGCCAGUAAUCUUUCUAUCUGUGGACCAGCAGCAAAAUUGUCCGGUGUUCAACCAAUGCUGUUCUUUGAUCUCACCUGCCAGCUGAUAGGAAAAGCAAAAGUGGAUGGAUCUUCUUUUCUUCUAAAGGUAUGGGAUGGCACGAAAUGUCCCUACCCAACAUGGAAGGUGCCAGUGGAAGCAAGAGAACUGGAGGGUGAAAAACUUCUUCUUCAUCAGCUGCGAAAUCUAACAGUGGACAUUCUAGUCUAUGAUAACCAUGUACAACUGGCAAAAUCACUUAAGAUUGGAAGUUUUCUGAGAAUUUACAGUAUUCAUACAAAACAAGUAAGUUCUGACAAAGACGGCUCGCAUAUAGAAUUUCAUCUUCAUGGUGGCACCUGUUACGGUCGAGGAAUAGGAGUCUUACCAGAAAGUAACCCGGAUGUUAAGGAACUGAAAGACUUCUUAGAGUCUGUGGAACUGGCAGACAGUCAGAGUAUGGAAAGUAUGUCUUCAGUGGAAUUAGACAGCACUUUUAACAAUAUUACAGAUCUUGAAUUACACUUACAGAGAUGUCAAGAGUUAUCUGUUACAGUAUUAACAGAUCAUCAGGAUUUGAGUAACACAGAACUGAAAACCAUUCUGAACAGCACGGCUCCUCAACAGUUUCGCAUUAGAGCAAAGCUGAGAACUUACAAACCCCAGAAGCUACAUCAGUCUAUUAAACUUCAUUGCUCCAAAUGCAACUCUUUGACAGAAGUUCCAGAUGGAGAUGACUUUGACUGUAUUUUACAAGGCUCUGCCAUGACCAGCCCAAACCCAGAGCUACACAAUACCUCCUGGUAUGAUUCCGUAAUGUGGACUACACAAGACCAGAAACAAAGGAAAAUAGCCAUCCAUUUUGUGAAGCCUGAUGAAAUGCUUAAAGAGCCUGAAGAUACUUUGCUUAUGAUAGAAGGAGGAACACUAAAAGAACUCUGGAGGCUUACAAAAAGAUUUAAAUGUGUUAUUCCAGUGAGAUCCACAGAAGAUGACCUUGAAUUAUUAGAUCUCUCAGCUCCUUUUCUUUUACAAGGGAACACAAAAUAUUAUGGGUGCAAGCAGUGUUCAACUCCAAAGCCUAUCCAGCAUCUCAGUUCCAUUGCAGCAGAAGAGCAACCAUCGUGGGAACCAACUGAAAUAGCACAAGUUUUAGGUAUUGAGCUUCUCCAGUAUGUUUUUAUUAUGAAGUUUACACUGGUUGAUGGAACAGGAGCACUGAAUGCAUACCUCUUUGAUUAUGAAAAGUUUUUCCAAAUUCCUGCCUCUGAAAUCUUAACUAAUAGUUUUCUUCAACAAAAGAUGCAGAUGACCAUGAAUACGCUCUGUCCUCCAGGAAGAAAAUUAGAUGACUUGCCAUGGCUGGAAUGCUUCAUCAAGUCUUAUCAUGUCAGAGAUGAAAUGAAACAUCGAGUUUGUUACCAAAUUUUUGACACUACAGUUGCUGAAGAUGUUGUAUAGUGAUGUGUUGCUAACAGGAAGUGAUUCAGUAAGAAUCCAAUUUUGGGUUUUUUGCAUUAGAGACUGCAUAAACAAAUCUUUGUUUCUUUCUUAGGAAGCCAACCUGUACAUAUGAAAUUCUAGUUUGUAUAUUGAUGUGAAUGGGAAUUAUGCUCUGAUGUAAUUACCACUUUCCUAGCGUACAGCCUUAUGAUCUGACUCCAAGUGCAGGUGCUAAACCAUUCACUGAAGGCUGCCUGGCUCCGGCUGAUGGAAGCAAUCUAGUAUCUAUAUGUCCUUCAAAAAGGCAGUGAUAAGGUUACUAUAAGCUGGUGAGUUUUAUUUAGAAGUAUAGUCAGAAUUAUGUUGCUUUCUUCGUUUCAGUAUUAAAAUAAAUGAUGUCAGCAGAGACAGGGAAAAGGAGCUGUCUUGUCCCAUUCACUGGGUUUCAAAGAAGGUGAAUCUUUUUAUGCCCCAAAAUUGCCACUUUACAAUAAACUACAGGUUUAGUUACUACACUCUUAAUACAGAUCACACCCAUUCACCUGGCUCCCAGGAGAGCAGCAGUUGCUCCUGAAUAACUUCAGUCAUCAUUAACAACAAUCCAAAUAUAUGAAACUUUACCCAACAAUUAGUUCCCAUUGCAGCAACAACUGCUUUGAGUCUCUGGCCACCAUCUUCAUCUUGCUUCUGAAGCGGCACCGAUGUUUUCGCAAUGUGGACACACCAGUCAUCUAUUAAAAAGUUCCAGAGCAUUACUGUUCCAAUGAACACUGUAUUCAACAGUAAAGUGCCCUUUCAGUGCCACCCUGUGACACCAUCAGCAGGUAGUGGAUGCCCUUUCCAGUCCCCACCUUGUGACUCCAUCACCAGGUAGUGGGUGCCCUUCCAGUCCUGAUCGUCGCUACCAUUGGCAGGAGUACCAAGGCUUCUACUUUAACUGUAAGGAGGCACAGAACUGGCCUUGGCUUAGAAGCUGGGCUUCAAGGUUGGAAAUCAGGGACUAUCCACUGAGCACUGAGAAGGUGGGUUUUUCCAUUCCUGUCCAGGGCUUCCCAGUCAUAAAAACCUCUGGGUUUUACUGUUGUCAUAGACACAAUCCCAGUGGAGGGCAGCUUCACCAUUACAGGUUGGCCCACCAGUGGCCUUGAUAAAGACUGAUUAUUUUUAUCAUCUGGUACAGGGUCAGUGCCUGCUGCUGAUUCCUCAGGAAAGAAUGCUAGAAUUUUGGGGUUUCCAUAACUUCCCCAGCAGUUGUUAAUCGUAAAGGCUGUGGUAACCAUGUGUCCCAGUCAUAGUGGGACAUCAGCAUGUUUCUUAAUCAGGUGCAGUGGGCCUAGCCUCUGCUAAGUCUUGAGUUUGUCCUUUAGGAUAUUAAGCACUUCUGUGUGUUGCAGACUCCAAGCCCAUGCCCUACCAGUGCCAGUCAGUCUGACCCAACAAAAGUGGGCCUAUCAGGGAUUCUUUUGCUAGGUCCAGAGAGCUUAACAGAUAAAAUAACAACACCCAGCACUGGUGGCAGGGGAAGCACAAGUGCUCUGCCACACCUGGUGUUGACCAGUUUUCCUUCACUAAAUCUUCUGCCUGCUCUGCCACGAUUGCUGGGGAGCACCAGUUAUCUUCAGCCCAGCAUUGCUUCUUUGGAGGGGGCAAGCUUUAUAGCUCUUCAGCAGCUCUAACAAAGGGGAGCAGUCACAGCCUGGCUGUACCCAGGAAGCCAUGGUCACUGCUGAAAAGCUGAGGCUCAGCCCAAUUAUUGCUCUCCAUUCUCAGCUCAGCCAAUAUCCCUACACUAUUUGUCACCGUACUUCUGGGAUGCCCUGAUCGCUAUACGAAAAUGUCUCAUCCCACUUGGUGGGUUCUGAGAAAAAUGGAUCUUUUUGUAUCACAAAAAAUGCAUGAGUCCCACAUUGGAGGCAGUGCAGUGAAAGGAGCCACAGCAAAUGGCUUAGAGGAACCACAUAAUAAAUGCUUAGAGCUCAGUACUUAGGCACUAUUGGUGGGUAGUCAUGAAGAUGUCAACUCACAGUAACAACUGCUUUAACUGGUGAAUGAAGCGAGCUAGAGAGAUGGCUAGGGUUUUGUAGCGCUCUGACUCAUAGCAGAAAAGGAGAGGAGGAAAGAAAGGAAAAAUGUAGAGACAGAUGAGAAGAUAGGACAAAUCACCAUCCUUUCAUUCCAGCAAGGUCUUUUCAGGGUGUCAUCCUGCUCUGCAAGCCUCUAGCCUUGGGUCCUGGUGCACAGGUGGGUCGACAAGGUUGUGAUGUACUUUCAGCCCUUUUAUAACAUUCUAUCCCGCAGGGACCGCCCUCAGGUUGUCAACAUGUGGCUGAGCUUUGUACCUGAGUAGUUCUUGUUCUGGGAGGUCCUGGGGUCUGCUGUCUGACAUUCCAGAGAGUUCUGGAAUGGGGUUAGGGGCAGCUUCUUCUAGGGGUCCAAGGUGAGCCCUGGUGUUUGGCACAUGCAUAGAGCAGCUGCUGGAAAUCUACCAAGGGAGGCAAGCUGGAGAGGGUUGGGGAGUGAAAGGGGGAAAGAGGUCCCUGUGCACAGCCGGAGGGGCUGGACUAGCAGACUUUUAAGUGUUCCUUCCAACCCCACACAUUCAGUGAUUCUGUGACUUUUCAGUAAGCUUUCAAUCAGACAACUUUGUGCAAUCAUAUAUUGCUGUUCUCAGUAAGCCAGUUUGACAGGGAGGUUGUCCACUUUCAGAGAUAUCUUUGAUUUUGCACUGAUACUUACAUAUAGACAGAACUCUUCCUGGAAAUCAUUCUAAAAUACCUGCUAUGUAUACCAGUUACUUUAGAUUUUGACGGAAUUAUGAAUAUGACCAUGUAAUGAUUAUCACUAAAAUUAAAGUCAAACCAUGAAAAUAAGGUAGUGUAAAAUUAAUGUUGCCGUUCGUUAGAACAUAAUUAAUUUUAAGGUGACCCUAUUGAGUACCAGAGUUGUUAUCAUGCUUAUUAGCUGGGUCUGUUUUUUCAAAGGCUUUCACAUAUCUAGCUAAAUUUACUGUCAGAUUAUACUGCCCAGAUCUGCCUUGUGUCUCUUACAUAAUCAGAUUGUAUGACUAACUUUAGAGAUAAAGAACUGAUCUAGUGAUAUCAUGGCUUGAUAGUACUGCUGGAUAAGAAAAAUUACGUUGUGGUUUUACUUUGCAUUCAGAAGUCCAGAGGACAAAUUCAGGACAUGUUUUUCCAAUGAUAAUUAAUAUAGUCAGAGCAAAAUUACUUUGUAUUUGCAACAGCUGUUUUUUAAGGAAGUUCAGAAGCAAGAUGGAAUACUUGUAAGCAGGUUAUUUAAAUAGUAGAUGACAUUUUUAAUUUUUCAGGGCUCUUUAGUAGAUUAUGCAAUUUCUCAUUUAAAAUUUCAUCUAAAUAUCUUCUGAUAAUUUUCUGGUACUCUGAAAAAUUAUCCUGGGUUUAUAAGUCAUAAACCAGGAAAUUGUUUUUUAUUGAUUGAUGUAUAGGAAGAACCAAUAUUAAAAGUGGUUUGUGGAUAUUUCCUUUUAAAAGUAGGGAAAAAAAACAACUUCGUAAUUGAACAAGCAGUUUACCAAAGAGCAGGACUGGCUUAUGAAAGCUUGCCUGAAUCUAUUAAUAAACACAUAAGUGCAAAAUAGUUAUAACAAGUAAUUAGAUUGAUAUUAUAAAAUUUUAGACACUGGUCAUAUCCCAAUUAUUUCAGAAGUGAAGGGUUAAAAUGAAGACAGUCUUUUUUACUUUUCUUGUAUAUAGUGUAUGAAAAGAGUAGAAGGAAAUGCUUUUAUUUUUAGGUUUUUAUUUGCAACUCUGGUAGAUCAUGAUAUUGUACAUUUUUUUUCUGAGUCUUUGUAAAGUAAUAAGAAUGUUUUGAACUUUGGUGUAAACAAAAUCCAUUUCUCCACAUCCCUUGUCUAAGAUCCCUGCCAGAAAACUCUACAUGUACAUGACUUUAUUUUUUUACUGUUGAACAUUGUAUUUAAAUAUUUAAUAAAGAUUUUUUCCAAAUAA